CGAUGAGCGAGUGGGCAGUCGAGCAGAGUUUUUGCAGCCGUUCAGUAGUCAACGCAACAUAAAAGAUCGAAGCAACAACGGACUUUUAGUGGAUCACUAAACCGAACAAGAAGAUCACCAAACGCAAGUCAGCUGGUCCAGACAAACCAACUUAACAUAUAAACAUACAUACAUAAAUAAAUGUCUACAUUAAUUUUGCGUAGUGCCUUCGGAGUAUUUAAUAUACAAGCUAAUAUACUUAUAAAUAUAUACAAAUAAGUAUCUACUGAUUUGUGUGCUAUCAGAGUGAAAACUCAUUUGACGUCAAGACGCCGUAAAAGUGCCUAUUUUUGUUAAAAGAAAAAUUUCUGCAAGUAAAAAACCGCUAAGGUCGCAGAAAAUUUUACCGAAUUGAGUUAAAAUAUUUUCGCUGAGUGGAAAACAUUCGCGGAAAAUUUAUUAUUACAUUCAUGCAUUGCCUACGUCAGCAGACAAAUUAUGCAAAUUUGCGAAAGGACAGCCACGAAAAAUAGUAAAAAAGGUACAAUUUAGAUCGUCUAAUUGUGAUAAAAAAUUUAAAAAUUGCGUAAAACACCAUUCGUUUUAUUAGUUUAAUAUUGGAUCAAAUAAAUAUUUGAGAGUGCUAGUGCUUUUGUUUGCGCCCCUUGUAUGGUCAGAGUUAUGAAAGUGUCACCGUAUACAUUGCAAUCGCCACCCUAUCGAAACAAACGAAACCCGGAAUAUCUAUUCGACGCAUCUAAAAGUUAUCAUAUAAAAUUCGAUAUCAUCGCACUGGCGAAGGAUUGCAAUCUCAAGUCGAAAUUAAAAAAGUUAGAAAUAUAUUUUAUGUUUAAUAAUUUAUGUAAACGCAAAUCCAUAGAUUUCGAACAACACUUGACAAAAUUAUUAACACUUAAAACACAAAAGACUUCAUUGAUUAUUAAUGAAAGAAGUUUCGUGAGUGUUGGUAAAUCGAAUAAGUUAAUUGUUGGUUGAAAAAAUUUGUGUGUCAGUGUUGCUGAACGGGACAAGUACAGUGAUAUUGGCGUAGAUAUUCGACAUACUCCUAUUUUCUAUUGUAUUUGCUCCAAUAUCUUAAUAAGGUCGGAUUUUAAACUCAACCCAAAGACAGCACAAAUAAACUCCAAAAAUGGUUGGUGUUGCUGCCGGCUCCAACGAGCACAGUAUGUCGUCGACGAAGAAUCCUAUGAUAAAGUAUAUGCUGAAAACACGCGAGAAUCAUGCACGUAAUCAGAAAUACGACUACUCCCAUGUCUUUCGUCGCAAGACACGUUUCGAAAUGUUCCGACUCUCCGUCAUUGCGAUGGCCAUUGAGUUCGCCUAUGCUGCAGAAACGUCUUUCGUUUCACCGAUAUUGUUACAGAUUGGCAUUGACCAUAAACUCAUGACUAUGGCUUGGGGUGUUUCUCCGAUAAUCGGUUUCUUUAUCUCACCGCUAUUAGGUUCGCUAAGUGAUCGUUGUACACUUAAUUGGGGAAGACGUCGACCGAUUAUUACUUUCCUGUCGGUGGGUAUAUUACUUGGUUUGAUAUUGGUACCAUGGGGAAAGGAUCUUGGGAUAUUAUUGGGUGAUAUCGGCUAUAAUGUAACAACAACGAGCAAUUUGAGUGCUAUGAAUGAGGGAUUAGCGGCUGCCUUGAUAUCAAGUGAAGUGGACAGUGCAGAGGGCCCAUUACCGUCCAAUUUCAAAUUUGCCGCAAUAUUGACAAUUUUGGGUAUGGUGAUGUUGGAUUUGGAUGCUGACACGUGUCAAACACCGGCUCGUACGUACAUGCUGGACGUGUGUAUACCCGAGGAUCAAGCUCGUGGGCUCACCACCUUCUCACUGCUGGCAGGAUUCGGUGGUACAAUUGGCUACGCUAUUGGAGGUAUCAAUUGGGAGAAAACUAAAUUUGGUGCAGCACUUGGCGGUAAUAUUCCUACAGUUUUCGGAAUGGUUACCGUUAUAUUCAUAAUUUGCUACUUUGUCACCAUUACAACGUUCCGCGAAAUUCCGCUAAACCUGAUUGAGCGUGACGAAAUGUUGAGACCUCUUUCAGCGUCAGCUAUUAAGAAGGAAAUCAGUAAAAAGAACAAUGCCAUCUACUACAUCAAAGAGACUGAUGUGCUGGAGUUACAAAAUGCUACAGCUCAAAAGAAUUACAACACAAUGACUCCAAUGGGGAGCUAUCAGAACGGCAUUUCACCAUCUAAGGAAAUUACAGAUAAAUCAAACGAGCCAUCUCAAUCAAAUAACACAAAUAACAAUAGCACUAUGGCUAUUGAAUUAGAUGAAUGUGUGGAUAAGCCCAUAACUUUGGCGAAGUACCUGAAGAGUAUUUUUAUCAUGCCGACUUCAAUGCGCAUACUCGCUUUAACGAAUCUGCUUUGCUGGAUGGGUCAUGUGACAUAUUGCUUGUAUUUCACGGACUUUGUGGGUGAAGCUGUAUUCAAUGGUGAUCCAACCGCUUUGCCCGGCACAGAAGCAGCUCAGUUAUAUGAAGCUGGUGUUCGUUUUGGCUGCUGGGGCAUGUCUGUGUAUGCUCUAUCCUGCUCCAUUUACUCAAUAGCAGUAACAAAGCUGAGGAAACUGUUAGGCACCAAGGUUGUCUAUAUUACUGGUAUUGUGUAUUAUGGCGUCGGUAUGUUGAUAUUGGCCAUUUGGCCAACCAAGUGGGGUGUAAUCGUAUUCAGUACUUCGGCCGGCAUAUUAUAUGGCACUAUUUUCACAAUUCCAUACAUUUUGGUGGCCAAUUAUCAUGCCAAAGAUUGUUUCCGCAUGCAUAAUGGUGAGUCGGUUCCGCUAAAACAGGCGCGUGGUUUGGGCACCGACGUGGCCAUCAUAAGUAGUAUGGUAUUUAUAGCGCAACUGGUAAUCUCUCUGUCCAUAGGUCCAUUGAUUUCCUGGAUGCAGACAACGUGUGCCAUAUUAUAUGCGUCUACGUUUUUAGCAUUUUUCGCAGCAAUAUCAGCCACGUUUGUUUUGUACGUUUAAGGUUCCAUAUCAUUAUUUCACAGAUUAAAUACCAAAAAUGACUCAUAUCCCAUGAAAUUAUUAGGCUUAAAAAUAUUUUCUUGUAAAUUUAUGCGAAUUAAAUAAAUUUGAAAGAUUUAAAGUA
Molecule: messenger RNA, 3098 nt
Organism: Bactrocera dorsalis (oriental fruit fly)
Lineage: Eukaryota; Metazoa; Arthropoda; Insecta; Diptera; Tephritidae
Gene: Slc45-1
Product: proton-associated sugar transporter A
Exons: 7
Coding region: 1130-2974 (614 amino acids)
Biological process (GO): transmembrane transport
Cellular component (GO): membrane
Molecular function (GO): sucrose:proton symporter activity
Source: RefSeq, a predicted model, not a curated record